AUCAAACCCAAACCCAAACCCGGAUCUAUUCCCCAUCCUCUCCAGCUCCGGCGCCGGCGAUGGCGAUGGCGGAUCCUCGGGCGUGGAACCCCAACUACGGUGUGGUGGGCAGCGGCGACCGCCGGCUGGCCUACUCCCGCCAGCCCUCCUUCUCCUCCUCCCCGCGCCCGGGCCCCGGCCUCGCCCGCUCCGACUCCUCCAUCUCCAUGCCCGCGCCCCUCGCGCAGCCGCCCAAGGCACCUGACGUCCGGUACCGCUGGCUCGCCACCCGCCCGAUGCGCCGCCUCGCGCUCCUGCUCGCCCUCAACGCCGCCUACUCCGCCGUGGAGCUGGCCGUGGGCCUCCUCACGGGGCGCGUGGGCCUCGUCUCCGACGCCUUCCACCUCACCUUCGGCUGCGGCCUGCUCUCCUUCUCCCUCUUCGCCAUGGCCGCCUCCCGGACCAAGCCAGACUCCACAUACACCUACGGGUACAAGAGAUUGGAGGUCCUCGCCGCCUUCACCAAUGCCCUGUUCCUGCUGUUCAUGUCUUUCUCCUUGGCUGUCGAAGCGCUGCACUCGUUUAUGCAGGAUGAGUCCGAGCACAAGCAUUACCUCAUUGUUUCUGCAGUCACAAACCUUUUGGUCAACUUACUUGGUGUCUGGUUCUUCCGGAGCUAUGCUCGUGUUAACAUAGUGUACAGGAAAGCAGAGGAUAUGAACCAUCACUCCAUCUGUUUGCAUGUUCUGGCAGAUUCAGUGCGGAGUGCAGGCUUGAUACUAGCUUCUUGGUUUCUUUCAUUGGGGAUUGAGAACGCAGAGGUGUUGUGCCUGGGAAUAGUUUCGGUGGCGGUGUUCAUGCUUGUUAUGCCUCUGUUCAAAGCCACGGGCAAUGUCCUGCUGCAGAUUGCGCCUGGCAACGUGCCACCUUCAGCCUUCAUCAAGUGCGGCAGACAGAUUACUGCUUGUGAGGAUGUCUCUGAGGUAUCCCAGGCUCGGUUUUGGGAGCUUGUGCCUGGUCAUGCCGUUGGUUGCCUCUCCAUCCGGCUCAAGAAUAGCAGUGAUGAUGAAUCGGUGCUCGAAUACGUGCAUGGACUGUACGAGGAUCUAGGGAUACAUGACCUGACCAUCCAGACCGAAAAAUCUUAGAUACAGAUACUUUCUCUUGCCUAGUGGAUCUAGUCUUUUUCUUUACGUGGUAGAAAUAGACCAAGAAAUUCUGGAAGCUGUCUUGUGUUUGUUUGUUUAUGCUACUAUUCUAGUCACUCGGUGUGGCAUGCAAAUUUCAAAUCUUGCUCUGAUUACGGAUAUCACCAACCCAACCGUCUUUCGAAGUUGGAUUGUUGUGAAAUCACAAUUUUUUUAUUUUAUUUUA
Aegilops tauschii subsp. strangulata is the source of this 1353-nucleotide messenger RNA. Its product is annotated as metal tolerance protein C2. Gene Ontology annotation, molecular function: zinc ion transmembrane transporter activity. Lineage: Eukaryota; Viridiplantae; Streptophyta; Magnoliopsida; Poales; Poaceae. The record is from RefSeq and is a predicted model, not a curated record. Gene Ontology annotation, biological process: intracellular zinc ion homeostasis; transmembrane transport; zinc ion transport. Gene Ontology annotation, cellular component: Golgi apparatus; membrane.